UAAAUGUCCUACUUGUAUGCUCGCGGUCGCACAAACUGAUGCUAGUUGUCCUGUCUGCCAAACCAGUAAUAAUAUCGUGCUUAAUCGACUAGAACUACAUCCAUCUACUGGCAACAAGUCCGACAUUAUUUCUUCGGCUAUGCCAUCGUCUGAUUUUAUUUAUUCUGCCUCAAGUGUGUCCAUUGGUCAACCAGCGGACUCUAUUUUGCCCACAACCACCUCCGGGAUGAGUUGUUCGUUAUUUCCUUCUUCAUCUGAGAUUCCUUGUACUACUCCAUUCAAUACGACAAAGUCAUUGGAAUUAUCCACCACUCAUCAGAAUGUUGUUUCUACAAAUAUUGUAUCAACUGAUUUGAAUGCUGGCUCUUUUUUCACUUCAUCGGUUCCCUCCACCUCACUUUUACCCCAAACUACAAAACUUACAACUACAUUUCCUCCUAUUUGUCUCAGUUCUGGUUUUUCUGCAACUCCCAUGUCAAUUCCAUGUUUGUCUCAAUCUACGGAUUCCAGCAUCCCACAGAUCGCUUCAAGUGCUGUCAGUGGUGUUGACUCAUUUGGAGCCACGCUGACCAAUUUGAAAAAUCCCGCUUGUUCUGCUUUUGUAGUCCCGUCGAUUUCCAAGUCCACUGAUGUACCUCUCUUUACUUCGGGAGUUUCUGGCAGUAACAUUUCCGUCGGUCUCCCCUCUUUUGAUUUUGCUGCAAAAUCUUCCGAGUCGUCAUCAUCAAAUAUUCAAUUCACAUCUGUUUCCAAAUCUGCUGAAUCCACUAUUUUUGGAGUCACGUCUGCUCCGAUCUUAACUACACCUUCUCCUUUUAAUUUUGGAGUCACGUCUGCUCCAAUCUCAACUACAGCUUCUUUUAAUUUUGGAGUUACUUCUGCUCCAAUCUCAACCACAGCUUCUCCUUUUAAUUUUGGAGUCACUUCUGCUCCAAUCUCAACUACAGCUUCUCCUUUUAAUUUUGGAGUCACGUCUGGUCCAAUCUCAACCACAGCUUCUCCUUUUAAUUUUGGAGUUACUUCUGCUCCCACUUCAUCUGGGCCUCCUGUUUUUAAUUUCGGUGUCACGUCUGCUUCCGUAACAUCCAGGCCUUCCCCAUUUAAUUUUGGUGUCACGGCCAGUUCAUCUCAAGUUUCAUCAUUUAAUUUUGGAGCUCCAUCUGUUGCAAAACCCGCCGACUCUUCUACUCUUACUUUUGGAGUUGAAUCUAGUGUCAAAUCAACAGAACCCUUUAAUUUUGGAGUUCAAUCUAUUUCCAAGUCGGCGGAAUUUUCCUUUGGUACUUUUGGAUCACAAUCAACUGGCAAGUCGAGUGAACCCUUCACUUUUGGAAUACCGUCAGCUACCAAGUCAAACGUUCCCUCACCUUUUAAUUUUGGAACGUCUUCAGUCCCAUCUGCUGUCAAAUCGUCCGAACCCUCAACUACGACUUCUAAUUUAUCUACUCCCUUUACUUUUGGGAUUCCGUCUACUCCGGGGGGCUCGGAUUCUUUUAAAUUCGGUGCUUCGCAUGUGUCCUCUCCUUUCACAUUUGGAGUGUCGUCUACAUCAUCUGUCCCACAUUCUGGGGCCUCUUCCACCUCUUUCAAUAAACCGGCCUUUAAUUUUGGCAGUUCACCAGCUGUCUCGGCACCAAUGCCUGGGUUCAAUUUUGGAUCUUUUCCGACUUCUUCGUCUUCUGGUGGGCCUCUCCCAGGUUUUCAGAAACCAAUUGACACCCCAUUUAGUUAG
This is a messenger RNA of Octopus sinensis (East Asian common octopus), 1732 nucleotides long. RefSeq names its product nuclear pore complex protein NUP62-like. Bases 17 to 1732 code for a protein of 571 amino acids. Lineage: Eukaryota; Metazoa; Mollusca; Cephalopoda; Octopoda; Octopodidae. The record is from RefSeq and is a predicted model, not a curated record. The transcript is spliced from 2 exons.